AUGGGCGGGACGCACAAAUCCGGCCACGCGGCGACUGUCGCCGAGGCUGGUCGCAAAGCCGAACUCGCCCGGGAUUAUUACGAGGAUACGAAAGCGAAGGAGUUGAAAGAAUUGGAUAAAAAAGAGGUGAAAUUGUUGGACGAAUUGCGAAAGUCGUUAAAGACGACGGAUUCGAUUCCGAACCGGACGAGCAUGCUCGUGGAAAGAAUACGAAGAGGAAAAGAAGACGACGAAGAAGAAGAGAACGGAGGAAAAGAAGGAGUUUUGCGAACGAAAACGAAAGGACGCGACCGCGACGACGACGGAGAAAAGGAAGAAAAAGAAACGAUGAUUUUGAGAGAUGAGAAGACAAAGACAAAGACGUACGUCUCGAAAGCCGACAGAAAGCGGCUCAAGAAACGACGACGAGAAGAACAAAAAGAACAACACCAAAACCACACAACACACGCGAGGAAAAGGAUAGAACAUAUAGAAAGUAGACACUGUGAGUAG
Molecule: messenger RNA, 492 nt
Organism: Bathycoccus prasinos
Lineage: Eukaryota; Viridiplantae; Chlorophyta; Mamiellophyceae; Mamiellales; Bathycoccaceae
Exons: 1
Coding region: 1-492 (163 amino acids)
Source: RefSeq, a predicted model, not a curated record